Molecule: messenger RNA, 1197 nt
Organism: Erpetoichthys calabaricus (reedfish)
Lineage: Eukaryota; Metazoa; Chordata; Cladistia; Polypteriformes; Polypteridae
Gene: upk2
Exons: 5
Coding region: 91-639 (182 amino acids)
Source: RefSeq, a predicted model, not a curated record
UCGCCUCACCUGUAGAGCAGCACAGAGACGCUGUUCAGAAAGCCGAGAACUGCAUUACUGAACGCAGCGAGUGAGAUUUCAUCAACAAAAAUGAGGAGCUUCACGCUAGGCUUCUUUGCAGGUUUAUUUUGCCUGUCAGCGGCAGUUAACGAUUUCGUGAUCAGCGUUCUGGGCAAUGCUAAUAAUUUUCUCCAAGGACCCUUCCUAACUUCUGCUGUCCUCAGUUUACCUCCUUGCACAUAUGCUGGACAGAAUUUUACUGUCACCACUACAAUAUCCAAUAGUACAAAUACUGCAGUGCCUGCCCAAUCCAUUCCAGUGCCAAUCUGUCGAUAUCGACGAGAUUUACUCGCUAACAGUGUCGCCAAUGGAAUGUACACUUUAACACAGACAACUGGAUACCAACUCACUGGACUAAAACCUGGCAAUACAUAUAGUGUUAUGUAUACCAUAGGAGCAGCAUCCAGCACCCCUCUAACUAUAACAACUCCAACAGUUAAAGACUACAACUCAAUUAAUACUGGUCUUGGAGCUCGCUCAGGAGGCAUGGUAGUGAUUACUGUUCUUCUGUCUGUUGCCAUGUUCAUUCUCAUCGUGGGCCUCAUUGUCACCAUUGUAAUGGGGAGAAGAAACAGUUAAAAGGACAGACAACAACGAAUGCAGUCUGACUGCCUUUAUGAUUCUUCUAUUUCAGCUUUUUAAUUUUUCUUUUUACCCAUUUCUUGCUAAUGAAAAAUUCCAAAUGCAUAAUGUUGUAUAGUAAGUCAUUAUUUGUGAGCUCAAGGGGUUAAUUGUGGACCCUAUAUAGAAGAUCAAAAAGAUUUUGCCAAGAUCCUUUGUGCACAAUCAAUACAGAAUUGAAAGCACAGUAUUCCAUCUGUACCUCCCUUUUCACCGGAGUGCAGAUGAUGCCCUAAAAAAUCUUGGAUAUAUUUUCUGUAUAGUUGGCAUUCAACAUGACAAUUACUCUGCUUUUUAAUUUUGCCAUUUAAUCUGCCUCACAUAUUUGCUUUGUAUCUAGCAUGUGGAGCUGCAUGAUGCUGCAAGGCUCCACAGAAUUGCUUACAAAGGCUUUGUGAUGACAUUUGACUGCAAGAUGAUGGCUGAUGGCUAAUUGCUGCUGGGCCUGAAUGCAGCCCAAUAGCUGUUUUUAAUGCUUGAAUUUAAUUGUAUUUUACUAAUAAAAUAGUCAUUUUA